AACAACCAUCUUCCUCGUGAAACAUAGAGAAACAGGAAGAACAAGUCCCUGAGAAAUUUUUAAACAUGAGGGAGAUCAUUAGCAUUCAUAUCGGACAAGCUGGUAUUCAAGUCGGGAAUUCUUGUUGGGAGCUUUAUUGUCUCGAACAUGGUAUCCAACCUGAUGGCACCAUGCCCAGUGACAGCAAUGUGGGUGCAUGUCAUGAUGCAUUCAACACAUUCUUUAGCGAGACAAGCUCAGGUCAACAUGUGCCUCGGGCUGUGUUUCUUGAUCUUGAACCAACCGUCAUUGAUGAAGUAAGAACCGGCACUUACAGACAGCUCUUCCAUCCUGAACAACUUAUCUCUGGCAAGGAAGAUGCAGCCAAUAACUUCGCUAGAGGCCAUUACACUGUUGGAAGGGAAAUUGUUGACACAUGCCUUGAUAGGCUGAGGAAAUUGGCAGACAAUUGCACAGGGUUACAAGGAUUUUUGGUGUUCAAUGCUGUUGGGGGUGGAACAGGUUCUGGUUUGGGUUCUUUACUGUUGGAACGCUUGUCCGUAGAUUUUGGAAAGAAAUCUAAACUCGGUUUCACAAUCUACCCUUCUCCUCAGGUUUCUACGGCAGUUGUAGAGCCAUACAAUAGUGUUCUUUCGACUCACUCUCUUCUUGAGCACACAGAUGUUGCUGUUAUGUUGGAUAAUGAAGCCAUAUACGAUAUAUGCAGGAGAUCUUUAGACAUUGAGAGGCCUACAUACACAAAUCUAAACCGCUUAAUCUCCCAAACCAUCUCUUCACUAACAACUUCUCUAAGGUUUGAUGGUGCCAUCAAUGUGGACAUAACCGAAUUCCAGACCAACCUUGUACCUUACCCUCGGAUCCACUUUAUGCUCUCCUCUUAUGCACCAGUGAUUUCAUCUGCAAAGGCCUAUCAUGAGCAGUUUUCGGUCCCUGAGAUCACGACUUCCGUCUUUGAACCCUCCAAUAUGAUGGCCAAAUGUGACCCAAGGCACGGAAAGUACAUGGCUUGUUGUUUGAUGUAUCGUGGUGACGUUGUGCCUAAGGAUGUUAAUACAGCUGUUGCUAACAUCAAAACCAAGCGCACAAUUCAGUUUGUUGACUGGUGUCCAACUGGUUUCAAGUGCGGAAUAAACUACCAACCGCCUUCAGUUGUUCCAGGUGGUGACCUAGCGAAAGUUCAACGAGCAGUUUGCAUGAUCAGUAACAAUACUGCUGUGGCAGAAGUGUUCUCUCGCAUAGACCACAAGUUUGAUCUCAUGUACUCCAAAAGAGCCUUUGUCCAUUGGUAUGUAGGAGAAGGUAUGGAAGAGGGAGAGUUCUCUGAGGCCCGUGAAGAUCUUGCUGCUCUUGAGAAAGAUUAUGAAGAAGUUGGUGCAGAAGGAGCAGAGGACGACGAUGAAGACGGCGAUGAAUAUUAGAAAGACGCAUGAUCAGUGGUUUUCCAUUGUUUCUUUCUUGUGACGUACAUCAUAUAUGUAUAUGUGAAUGUGAUCUCUAUAGUUGUUUUGUGAUGUUUACAGGUCUCCCUCCUUUUAUAUCUCAUUUGUAUGUUACUAAAAAAUACAUCUAUAUUAAUUGUCAAU
Capsella rubella is the source of this 1583-nucleotide messenger RNA. Its product is annotated as tubulin alpha-1 chain. The coding region runs from base 66 to 1418 and encodes 450 amino acids. The transcript is spliced from 5 exons. Gene Ontology annotation, biological process: mitotic cell cycle; microtubule cytoskeleton organization. Gene Ontology annotation, molecular function: structural constituent of cytoskeleton; GTP binding. Gene Ontology annotation, cellular component: cytoplasm; microtubule. Lineage: Eukaryota; Viridiplantae; Streptophyta; Magnoliopsida; Brassicales; Brassicaceae. The record is from RefSeq and is a predicted model, not a curated record.